Molecule: messenger RNA, 5273 nt
Organism: Melanotaenia boesemani (Boeseman's rainbowfish)
Lineage: Eukaryota; Metazoa; Chordata; Actinopteri; Atheriniformes; Melanotaeniidae
Gene: uggt1
Product: UDP-glucose glycoprotein glucosyltransferase 1
Exons: 40
Coding region: 75-4622 (1515 amino acids)
Cellular component (GO): endoplasmic reticulum
Molecular function (GO): UDP-glucose:glycoprotein glucosyltransferase activity
Source: RefSeq, a predicted model, not a curated record
AUUGGGCUGACAGGACCCUCCUACUCUUAGCGGAUACAGGAAGCUACAGACCCGGCUUCGGUGUAAGCUUGAGAAUGUGGCUCCUGUGGAUCCUGCUGCUCUCACAGUUGUCUGCUGUAUCUGGGGCUGCCGACUCAAAGGCUGUCACUACCACCCUUACAACCAAAUGGGCUGACACUCCUUUGCUGCUUGAGGCUAGUGAGUUCCUGGCCGAGGAGAGCAAGGAAAAGUUCUGGGACUUUGUGGAGGCCAAUCUUAACAUAGAAGGAGAAUAUGAUGACACUGAUCAGGCCUACUAUGAGCUGAUUGUGAAGAAAGCCAGUGUGUUGCUCAGCUCUGUCCAGCUGAACAUGAUGAAGUUUGCCCUCUCACUGAGAGCCUAUUCAGCCACAGUAUAUUCCUUCCAACAGAUAGCUUCUACUGAACCUCCUCCUUCUGGGUGCUCAGCUUUUAUCAGCAUUCAUGGAGAGAAGACAUGUGAUAUUGAAAGUUUGGCAACACUGCUGAAAACUGCACCAGAAAGGCCGAAGCCAUACCUUUUCAAAGGUGAUCAUAGAUACCCAGGAUCUAAUCCAGAUGCACCUGUUGUCAUUCUCUAUGCUGAGUUUGGGAAGCCGGAUUUCCAAAAGUUCCAUCAAAUCAUAUCAUCUAGAGCCAACGAAGGCUCGGCAUAUUAUGUCCUCCGUCACUACGUGGCUAACUCAAGUGGAAAGAAAGUGUAUCUGUCUGGAUAUGGAGUGGAGCUGGCCAUCAAAAGCCAGGAGUACAAGGCAAAGGAUGACACACAAGUCCAAGGGGCGGAGGUGAAUGCUACAGUGAUUGGAGAGAAUGAUCCAGUGGAUGAGGUCCAGGGAUUCCUUUUUGGCAAACUCAAGACCCUCUAUCCAGAAGUGAAAGAACAACUAAAGGAGUUGAGGAAGCAUUUAGUGGAAAGCACCAAUGAAAUGGCUCCUCUUAAAGUCUGGCAAAUGCAAGAUUUGAGUUUCCAGACAGCAGCUCGCAUCCUUGCUGCUCCCGCUGUUGAUGCCCUCAAUGUUAUGAAAGACCUCAGUCAGAACUUCCCCACUAAAGCCAGGUCUAUCACGAAAACAGUGGUCAAUGCUGACAUCCGCAGAGAGAUUGGCGAAAAUCAAAAGUUCUUCAAAGGAAAUCUGGGAUUGCAGCCAGGGGAUUCAGCCUUGUUCAUCAAUGGGCUGCAUAUAGAUCUGGACACACAAGACAUCUUCAGUGUAUUUGAGGUGCUGCGCAGCGAGGCAAGGGUGAUGGAGGGUCUACGCUCUCUGCUUAUCGAGACACCCUACAUUCACGACAUCCUGAAGCUCAACGUCCAGCCCUCUGACUCUGACUACGCCGUCGAUAUCCGCAACCCUGCCAUCUGUUGGAUUAACAACCUGGAGACAGACCACAGGUACAGCUCGUGGCCCUACAAUGUGCAGGAGCUGCUCAGGCCAACUUUCCCUGGAGUCAUCAGGCAAAUCCGCAAGAACUUUCACAAUCUGGUGAUUAUUCUGGACCCGACCCAGCAGAACGCCGCUGAGCUGCUGAGUGUGGCAGAGAUGUUUUAUGCCAACAAUAUCCCCCUCAGGAUUGGACUGGUGUUCGUGGUGUCAGACGAAGACGACAUAGACGGCAUGCAGAAUGCAGGUGUGGCGCUCGUCCGAGCCUACAACUACAUCAGCGACGAAGUGGACAGUCAGAGUGCAUUUGAAGCCGUCAUCUCAAUGUUUAAUCGAGUGCCGGUUGGUGGACAGCUGAGUGUUGGGGAUGUAGUUAAAGUUCUGGAAAAGAGGUUCCCCUACGUGGAGGUCAGUAGUGUUCUUGGAGCAGACUCCACCUACGACAGCAACAGGAAGGAAGGGCGGGCAUACUAUGAGCAAACAGGAGUGGGCCCGCUGCCUGUGGUCAUGUACAACGGCAUACCUUACAGACGUGAACAGCUGGAACCAGAUGAACUGGAAACUGUCACAAUGCAAAAAAUCCUGGAGACCACCACUUUCUACCAGAGAGCUGUCUAUCUGGGUGAGCUGGCUACAGAUCAUGAUGUUGUGGACUUCAUUAUGAACCAACCCAAUGUUGUUCCUCGCAUCAACUCCAGGGUUCUGUCCACCAGCAGGACCUACCUGGACCUGUCUGAUACCAACAACCACUUUGUUGAUGAAUACGCUCGCUUCACAACCCUAGACACAAAGGAGAGAAGCACCGCUGUGGCCAACAGUAUGAACUACAUGACUAAAAAAGAUGAUGGAUACAUCCGUCCUGUGACUUUCUGGGUGGUUGGAGACUUUGACAAACCCUCGGGGCGCCAACUCCUUUAUGAUGCCAUCAGACACAUGAAAACCAGCAACAACGUCCGACUGGGGAUGAUCAACAACCCCUCAGCUGAUCUGUCUGCUGAGACGAGCCGCGUGGCUCGAGCAAUCUGGGUUGCUAUGCAGACGCAAUCUGCUAAUAAUGCCAAGAACUUCAUCACCAAGAUGGCAAAGGAAGAGACAGCUGCAGCCCUGGAGAGAGGUGUCGACAUUGGAGAGUUUGCCGUUGGGGGUAUGGAUAUGUCACUGUUCAAAAGUGCAUAUGAAGGUUCAAAAUUUGACUUCCUGCUCUCUCAUGCUGCAUACUGCCGAGACGUGCUCAAACUAAAGAGAGGACAGAGAGCAGUAAUCAGCAAUGGAAGAAUCAUAGGUCCGCUAGAGGAGACAGAGGUGUUUAACCAGGAUGACUUCCUUCUUCUGGAAAACAUAAUCCUGAAAACAUCUGGAGAGCGCAUCAAAAGCAAGGUCCAGCAGUUUGGAAUUGAAGAGGACAGGGCCAGCGACCUUGUGAUGAAGGUGGAUGCUCUGCUCUCCGCUCAGCCUAAAGGAGAAGCUCGGGUAGAAUAUGGCUUUGCGGAUGACCGCUACAGUGCUGUGAAAAUCCGACCUAAAGAGGGAGAUGUGUAUUUUGAUGUCAUUGCUGUGGUGGAUCCAGUAACCAGGGAUGCACAGAAACUGGCUCCACUUCUAUUGGUUCUGAAGCAACUGGUAAAUGUAAACUUACGAGUCUUCAUGAAUUGCCAGUCCAAACUGUCAGAAAUGCCACUAAAGAGUUUUUACCGUUACGUGUUGGAGCCAGAGGUGGUCUUUCAGGCCGACGGCAGUUUCUCUCCCGGCUCUAUGGCGAAGUUUCUGGACAUGCCCCAGUCUCCACUCUUCACCCUGAACCUUAACACCCCAGAGAGUUGGAUGGUUGAGUCUGUCAACACCCGCUAUGACCUGGACAACAUAUACCUGCAGGAGGUGGAGAAUAUUGUAGCAGCAGAGUAUGAGUUGGAGCAUCUUUUGUUGGAGGGCCAUUGUUUUGAUGUCAGUUCAGGUCAGCCUCCACGUGGCCUUCAGUUCACCCUGGGAACUGCCUCAGAACCAGUCAUAGUGGACACUAUUGUCAUGGCAAACUUGGGUUACUUUCAGCUCAAAGCCAACCCCGGCGCCUGGAUGCUGAAGCUGAGGAAAGGACGCUCUGAUGAAAUCUAUAAGAUUUAUAGUCAUGAUGGCACAGACUCCCCAGCAGACUCUGAUGACAUUAUAGUUGUGCUCAACAAUUUCAAGAGCAGAAUCAUUAAAGUCAAGGUCCAAAAGAAGCCUGACAAGUUCAACGAGGAGCUGCUGAGUGAUGGAACAGAGGAAAAUGACACUGGUUUCUGGAAAUCUCUGGCAAGAGGUUUCACAGGUGGAGGGAAGGCAGAAGAACCAAAGCAGGAGAAGGACGAUGUGAUCAACAUCUUCUCAGUGGCUUCAGGGCAUCUGUAUGAAAGGUUCCUCAGGAUUAUGAUGCUGUCAGUUCUGAAGCACACCAAGACUCCCGUCAAGUUCUGGUUCCUGAAGAAUUACCUGUCCCCAACUUUCAAGGAGUUCAUCCCCCACAUGGCAAAGAAAUACAAUUUCCAGUAUGAGCUGGUCCAGUACAAGUGGCCCCGCUGGUUGCACCAACAGACUGAAAAACAGAGGAUCAUUUGGGGCUACAAGAUCCUCUUCCUGGACGUGCUGUUCCCUCUUGCUGUUGACAAGAUCCUGUUUGUGGAUGCUGACCAGAUCGUACGCACUGACCUGAAGGAGCUGCGUGACUUCGACCUGGAGGGUGCUCCAUACGGUUACACCCCGUUCUGCGAGAGCCGCAGGGAGAUGGACGGCUAUCGUUUCUGGAAGUCAGGCUACUGGGCGAGCCACCUUGCUGGACGCAAAUACCACAUCAGUGCCCUGUAUGUGGUCGACCUAAAAAAGUUCAGGAAGAUCGCUGCAGGAGACCGACUCAGAGGACAGUACCAGGGACUGAGCCAAGACCCCAACAGUCUGUCUAACCUUGACCAGGAUCUUCCCAACAACAUGAUCCACCAGGUGCCCAUAAAGUCUCUGCCUCAGGAGUGGCUGUGGUGUGAAACCUGGUGUGAUGACAGCUCCAAGAAGAGUGCCAAGACUAUAGAUCUGUGUAACAACCCAAUGACCAAAGAGCCCAAGCUGCAGGCUGCUGUGAGGAUCGUGGCCGAGUGGGCGGACUACGACCAGGAGAUAAAACGCCUCCAGACCAGAUUCCAGGAAAGAGUGAACCACACAACGAGGCAGCAGAGUACAGAGGUUCAUUCAGAGUUAUGAAGAGCCGCCGGCCGUUGUGAUAAACCAGUAAACCGGACUCUGUUUAAAGAGUCUUCUUCAUGAAGGGGUUCCUCUUGUGCCUCGGGGGCUGCUGACAGACUAACCACAAACCAGCACAAACUGGUUGAAACAAUGUUGUUUUGUGUUCUAGGUUUUUCUCUGUGUGGGUAUAAACAGUGAGAAUGUAUUUUGUGGAAUCAGGUAUAAAUUGUAUUUUCCCUGUAAUGGAUAUCAGACUGUUGAGUUUGCACUGAUUCUUGGUUUAGCUGUGGUUGAUCCACAAAACAAGCAGGACUUGAGAAAAACUUUGGGGGUUUACCUCCUACAAGUCCAAAAUAUGGCAGCAGAAAAAAUCUCUACUGGCACACUGGAAUAAAACCAUUUGACAGCUGAUCGGUACAAGUUACAGCUCCUUAUAAAAGGCAGAAUAAUUGACUAUUAAUCAAUACUUUAAGGGAAUAUAUAUGAAUACAAAAGAGCAGUAACAUAAAUUCAUGUUACAUGAUCUUUAUUAAAUCCAGAUAUUUACAGGUAAAGAAGUUUGUGUGGGUUAUAGUGAGUGUAAAAAUAGAAGAGUUUAAAUAAUUGAGCAUACCUAUAAGGGAGAAGCAGCCAUAAUAGUGUGGCUGGGUUUAUAAAAUAAAAUUUUUU